Messenger RNA from Suillus clintonianus, 1022 nucleotides. RefSeq names its product AAA domain-containing protein. NCBI's taxonomy places the organism in Eukaryota, Fungi, Basidiomycota, Agaricomycetes, Boletales, Suillaceae. Gene Ontology annotation, biological process: nuclear-transcribed mRNA catabolic process, nonsense-mediated decay. The record is from RefSeq and is a predicted model, not a curated record. Gene Ontology annotation, molecular function: RNA helicase activity. The transcript is spliced from 3 exons. The coding region runs from base 447 to 1022 and encodes 191 amino acids. Gene Ontology annotation, cellular component: cytoplasm.
GUCUCUUCGAUGUCUUCAACUCACGUCUCACUAUUCCUAACUGUCGCCACCGAUUUUUUCACCGCAACGUCUCUCUAGUUGACUAGAUAAAAAUAUUCCUUCGCCGUUCUCGACACCCUAGGCUUGGCCAACCUCUGGCAACGACAACUUUUGUCCUCGUAACAAUUGGGCUCGGGCAGUUCUGCCUACCUCCAACCUUCCCGGUGCCCUUCCUUCACUCCUGUUGACUCUCCUUUGACUGUUUUUGACCCCAAUAGUUACCUUGGAGGUGGCUAGAUCGAAGACCCGCAGUAGUCAAAAGCCCAUUAGUUUAAUCCAUGGUCCUCCUGGUACAAGAAAGACCGUGACUUCUGCUUUGAACAUCUAUCAUCUCGCCAAUCCCUCUAGUGCUUAACUAUAAGCAGGUUGUCCUCGUCGGCGAUAACCAGCAGCUUUUUCCGGUUAUUAUGAACAAGAAAGCGGCGGGCGCUGGUUUGACACAAUGGCUCUUCGAACGUCUGGUCGUACUUGGCAACAGACCCAUUCGUCUGCAAGUCCAAUAUCGUAUGCACCCUUCCCUUUUUGAAUUUCCCUCGAAUAUGUUCUAUGAGGGCCGGCUGCAGAACAGCGUCACUGCUCCCGAGCGUCUUCGCAAGAAUAUCGAUUUCCCAUGGCACGCCCCGGACACCCCGAUGUUCUUCUACCAAAAACUUGGUCAGGAGGGGAUAUCAUCCAGUGGAACUUCGUUCCUUAACAGGACGGAAGCAUCUAACGUCGAGAAAAUUGUGGCAAAGUUCUUGAAGGCGGGUGUAAUGUCUAGCCAAACUGGUAUUGUCACACCCUACAAGGGCCAAUAUUCAGUUCAAGAGGGACGAGAGAAGGACUACGUCAUUCCGAGCCGCGCCAGAAGUAACGAACACCAGGGCAUCGGUUUUUUGAAUGACCCUCGUCGUCUGAAUGUGGCUCUGACUCGUGCAAAGUAUGGAGUCGUCAUCCUUGGAAAUCCAAAGGUUCUCAGCAAGCCAAGUUGUUUUGGUGGAUGA